Messenger RNA from Sebastes umbrosus (honeycomb rockfish), 2868 nucleotides. Its product is annotated as integral membrane protein 2A-like. Gene Ontology annotation, biological process: negative regulation of amyloid precursor protein biosynthetic process. The transcript has 6 exons. The coding region runs from base 273 to 1019 and encodes 248 amino acids. Lineage: Eukaryota; Metazoa; Chordata; Actinopteri; Perciformes; Sebastidae. Gene Ontology annotation, cellular component: Golgi apparatus; extracellular exosome; plasma membrane. Gene Ontology annotation, molecular function: amyloid-beta binding. The record is from RefSeq and is a predicted model, not a curated record.
UAAACGUCUCAUGUUUAUAUAUGUUAUGCAGCUUGAAGUUUAAGUAGUUUUUCUCCAGUUUCCGGUGCGGAUGUCGUCUUUAAUCCCCUCCAGCCACCGGAAGCUCUAGAUAAAGCCGAGGUUGCAAAGUGCGUCACAACGCGGAGGAGCUGCUGCUGCUGCUGAGAGGAACCGAGUAACCGAGCUGCUGCAGUCCAGCACCGACACACUUAUUACUCUCAUCCUCUUCUUCUGUUUGCACAAGAAACCCAAGCUGACUGUCCUGCUCCAGCAUGGUGAAGAUAGCUUUUAACUCGGCUCUGGCGCAGAAGGCGCUGGGCAAAGAGGUGGCGGACGCUGAUAAGGACCCUGAGCUGGCCUCUGCUCCAGUGGGCAACGAGGGCUCCACAGGUCGCUGUCUGCUCACCCUGCUGGGCAUCGCCUUCAUCCUCAGUGGGCUCAUCGUUGGGGGAGCAUGCCUCUAUCGAUAUUUCACCCCAAAGAGGCUGUAUCACGGUGCGAUGCAGUUCAGUGACGUGUCAGGCGGAGCUGGAGGAGAGAACCAGCCGUACUACCUGCCACGGGUGGAGGAGGAGGUGGAGAUCUCUGACAGCAUGGCCGUCAUCAGCAUCCCACCUCCCCGUUUCAGACCUGGGGACCCUGCUUACAUCCUCCAUGACUUCAACAGGAAGCUGACGGCAUAUCUGGACCUGACUCUGAGGACCUGCUUUGUGAUUCCUCUGAACACCUCGGUGGUGCUCCCCCCUCAGGACCUCAUCGACCUCUUCUCACAGCUGAUGUCCGGCUCCUACCGCAGCUACUUGGUGCACGAAGACCUGGUGGUGACGGAGCGUAUCGAUGACAUCAAGCCUCUGGGCUUCUACAUCCGCCGGCUUUGUGAUGGAAAGGAAACGUACAGGAUGCAACGCCGCUCCAGCCUGCCAGGUGGAGGCAUCCAGAAGCGCUCCGCGGACGAAUGUUUCACCAUCCACCACUUCGAGAACAAGUUUGUGACGGAGACCCGGAUCUGCAAGGCUUGAUGGGAGGGCUCGAGCGUAGAUCAGGAAGCGAGUGAGAGAGUGAUCGUGACAGAGAGAGAGUAGGAGGGAGUAGGCGAAGGAGUGAACAGCUUUCAGCAGAAAGUUACUUUUGUAUAAAACUAUUAACUUUUUUGCCUCCCUCGCUUUAACCCCAUGUGAUAAGUGAAUUUAAGUUCCAGCGUUAUAUAGCCUAACCCCCUGAACCUGUAUAGGUCAUAGCUCUCUUGCUCAAGUAUUAACUAGUUAGUCUUGUACUAAUAACCAGCGUCAGCCUGCUUACUAUAAGUAUACUAAGUUUCAUUUGUUGCGUUGGUUUCUGUUCUGUUGCCGUAGCUUCCUGCUGAAUUAUCUUAUCGUUGUUACUGUAUUACACUCACGUCCAGACGAGAGUCCUUCUUCUACUGAAUAUCCUAGUGAUGCUGAGAAGUCAUUCAUAUCAGACCUGUCUGUGUGUCGGCCUACUGUUCCCACUCUCAAUGGGUUUUCUAGAGCAGCCUUGUUAUAGUGUGACAUAGCACAAGUCAUCCAGGAAACAUAUGGUACAGUACAGUUACAUGUAACAUGGCCGUCCGUGUCUGCUCUGGACGGUACCGGAGAUGCUCGAGCCCCCCCGAGCUCUCACUCACCCCUUUUUGUAGAUAUUUCCCAGAGUGCCCCGCUGCUCCCAGAGGCCUCUGCUGUCCUGCUGUGUAAUGAUUUUAUGUAAUUAAUGGUGUCCUACCUGACGGCGAGCAGUCCAGCACCCCAUAUGACUCGUGUUUGUGUAGAAACCUCAUUUGUGACGAUAAACUUGAAAGGACGGUCGAUGAGCUAAAGGGAAAUUUCACCAAAUUUGAAAAACACUUUUUUUCUGUUUUUAAAUUCUUAUUUAUGAAUCCGAGGUAGCUUUAAUAAAUAGCUCACUAUUAUAGGUGGCUACACGUUUUUGCAGAACUCUAUUUAUUUAAAAUUGUCACAGGAACAAGAUGUUUGUAAAAAUCCUUCAAUGAAUUUGCACAAAGCAAUUGUCCUUGAACGCCCUUAAAGCUGCAGUAGGUAACUUUGAGCAAAUGUGAUCAAAAAGUUAUUUUUUAUAAAACUGUCACUUUAUACUGACAGUACUGCAUCAGACAGGUAAUCUGUGAAAAAAAACAUGUUCCUCUUCCUCUUUUAGUGCUCCUAAUGGCAUCUGCAAGAAGGAAAACAGUUUUUGACCCAGCCACCAUGUUGAAAACAGUCGUGCCAAAACCAAUCACCGCCCACUGGCAACUUUCUCAUUUUACAGCUAAACAGUACACGAAGAUAUGUUUCUAAAAACAUUUGAGGCAAAAAAUAGGCAUUACAGUUACAGAAUAUUGAUUCAUAUUUGAUCAGCGCUGCCUAGUUUGACCGUUUGAUCGGAGUUUGCGAGUUUCUCAAGCAGCGUUUGACAGCUGCUGUAGAGACUGCUCGGCUCUGAUUGGUUGUUUUCUUUCAGGCACGUUGAAAUUUGCAUUAUGAGUACUAGGAAGAGGCAGAGAAACAUGAUUUUUUUUGUCACACAUUAUCUGUCUCAUGCACUACUGUCAGGAUAUAGUGACCAUUUUACAAAAAUAACUUUUUAAUCAUAUUUGCUCAAAAGUUACCUACUGCAGCUUUAAGGAAGAGCUUGAAAGUAUGAAAAAAAUGGCCUUUUUGCCAAAUAACUUUUCAGUGGUUUCCCACUCGAUGCCUGCACAGAAAGACAAUCAGACAGGAAGUGUGCGUGUAAAAACUGUGUUUCUGUCUCAGCUUUUUAACAAUACUAGAAGAUUAGUUAAAAACCAAUGUUGUGUGCAGCUAAUGAACUGAAUUCACUUUAUUGUUGAAUAAAGUUUCUUUACCUACUGAA